Molecule: messenger RNA, 507 nt
Organism: Lottia gigantea (owl limpet)
Lineage: Eukaryota; Metazoa; Mollusca; Gastropoda; Lottiidae
Exons: 4
Coding region: 55-261 (68 amino acids)
Biological process (GO): protein targeting; post-translational protein targeting to membrane, translocation
Cellular component (GO): membrane; Ssh1 translocon complex
Molecular function (GO): transmembrane protein transporter activity
Source: RefSeq, a predicted model, not a curated record
ACAAGAUCAUUAUCAAUAUUUUUAGACCUCUUUGAAAUAGAGUAAACUUAAAUCAUGGAUCAGGUUAUGCAAGUAGUUGAACCUGCCAAACAGUUCGUAAAAGACUCGAUUCGUUUAGUCAACAGAUGUACAAAACCAGAUAGGAAAGAAUUUCAGAAAAUUGCUAUGGCCACAGCUAUUGGAUUCUGUAUCAUGGGCUUUAUUGGUUUCUUUGUUAAACUUAUCCACAUUCCAAUCAAUAACAUUAUUGUAGGAUCCUAAGAAAUGUAAUAAUGUCUAGUCUACGAAUCAUCAUUAUCAACUUACCAAUUUUGCUCAUCAAUAGGAUUUAUGGGGGAAAAGUAUUUCGAAUAAAAGACAAAAUCAUUCAGACUUACUGUGGCAACAUUGUGUAUUCUGUCAGUUAUACCAAAUAAACCAGACAUUUUUGCAGGCAAGGGUGUUAAAAUGUUACAUGGAUUUUGUAAAAAUUGUAUUUAAGGAAAUAAAAUUAUUGUCAUAUUUUAA